Messenger RNA from Penicillium diatomitis, 498 nucleotides. RefSeq lists its product as uncharacterized. NCBI's taxonomy places the organism in Eukaryota, Fungi, Ascomycota, Eurotiomycetes, Eurotiales, Aspergillaceae. The record is from RefSeq and is a predicted model, not a curated record. Bases 1 to 498 code for a protein of 165 amino acids. The transcript has a single exon.
AUGGCAACCCGCCUGUCCACCCGGCGCCGCAAUGACGCCAGAGCCUCCUUCCGCCGUUUCGGUUGGCAAGCUUCAGUUGUGCCUGGCAAGGUCAGCCUGAUUGAACCCGAAUCCUCGGCCUCCGGAUUUCUUUUUUUGGCUCCUCGGUCUCUCCGCGUGCCCCUCUUUUUCCUAUCAUUGAUCGUUGAGACUCCACUGUUCAGCUCUGCCCUUCAGACAGUGGAGAUGACGGUAGAAACAAACGGGCAGGGAAGGACUCAUUUGGAAGCCUGUUACAAUUUGCGCAUGAAGUCCAAAGCUUCAAUACCUGAUCCUCACGAGGUGUACGCCAUGCAUCCGCCUAUCGUACAGGAUGUCCGCGAUGUCGUACCUACUGCAUGGUAUGCAGUUAUGUACUGUGGUGCAUACUCAAUACUGCCCCUCGUCGGCUCUGAGAUUCCCCCCCCCCUCAUGUUCAAGAUCUCAGUGGCUGGGGAAGAUCUUCCAAACAAGUCAUAG